Molecule: messenger RNA, 8085 nt
Organism: Spodoptera frugiperda (fall armyworm)
Lineage: Eukaryota; Metazoa; Arthropoda; Insecta; Lepidoptera; Noctuidae
Gene: nwk
Product: protein nervous wreck
Exons: 20
Coding region: 521-3616 (1031 amino acids)
Biological process (GO): regulation of actin filament polymerization; neuromuscular synaptic transmission
Cellular component (GO): neuromuscular junction; recycling endosome
Molecular function (GO): protein binding
Source: RefSeq, a predicted model, not a curated record
AGUAUUAUCGUUCACACCGCGCGGCGGACCUCGCGUCGUCGACAGUUCUCGACAAACUAUUAAAUAGUAAACAAUUUUUUAACACAAUUACUGUUACGAUAACUCACUUUUUCCGGAGCAAAUUUUAAAAUUUUACGCUCAUUUUUAAAUUAGUUACAUCGUUUUUAAGUGUCAGUAAACAUGUGCGAUCGAUUUGCUGUUUUUGAGUAGUUUAUAAACAACAAACUCAAGUGUUUAAUUUAUAUAUUAGUGUUAUGUGAAAACAAUUAAAGGAACGAGUGGAUUUUUACCAAUUUUUCAUUUUUUUUACAUUUGAACAAUGAGUAAUUACAGCAAGAAACGCAAGAAGCCUCAAGUGCAUGGGUGGACCCGCGUCAUGCGCGGUGUAGUCCCGUAGGGCGAGCGGACGCAUUCGGCUGCCGCGGCAGAGGGCGGAGACGCGUCCGUGUGGCGGCAUCGAUCCGCUAGUUCCUCGUGGUCUCGAGUCUCAGUCGCCGACAGUCCGGCGACGAGCAUCAACAUGCAACCUCCGCCGCGGAAGUGCAAAACCAGGAAGUCGUUAGAUAGCAACUACACGAAAUUCCUUAAAAACUUGCAUACCGAGCAGAUCGCAAAGCUUCAUGCUAAGAACCAGCAUGAGUGCGAUCUGCUUGAGGACCUGCGCACCUACACCAUCAAGCGUUCCGCCAUCGAGAAGUCAUACUCCGAGGCUUUGCUGAAGAUAUCUUCAGCUUACCUCAACAAGAAGAUACCCAACAUCCCUGACAUCAAGGUGGAUGGAGCUGAGGAGAAAUGGAACAUGUGGAACGUGUGGCGUACGGUCCUGGAGGAGAAUGAGAAACUGGCUCGCGCUCGGCUGGCUGCUGUCGAGGUCUUCCAGCAGCAGAUUGCCGACGAAGCCAAGUUUCUUCGCCAACAUAAGCUGAACGUCGCCAAAAAGUGCACCGACACCCUCGCUCAGGCCCACAAGGAACUGCAGACCACUGUUCUCGAUGUGGAUAAAACGAAGAAGCUGUACUUCGAUGAAGAGCAUACCGCUCAUGAUGUCCGUGACAAAGCUAAGGACAUCGAGGAAAAGCUCAAGAAGAAGAAAGGCUCCUUCUUUCAAUCCAUAACUUCGCUGCAGAAAAACAGCGCCAAGGUAUCUUCUCGUCGUGACCAGCUCGAGGAAAAGUCUACUGGAGCCAGGAACGACUAUCUGCUCAGUAUUGCUGCUGCUAACGCCCACCAGAACCGCUAUUUCCUGGUUGAGCUGCAGAACUGUAUGCUGAGCAUGGAAGCCGCCGUCUAUGAGAAGGUCUCUGAGUUCCUGACCUUCAUGGGCCGCACGGAGCUGCUCACCUGCUCGGCUACCCAGCACUCUUUCGGGAAGAUCCGCGACCAAGCGCAGCAGCUGACUCGGGACUACAACCUGCAAUGCUUGUACCUGUACUACCCUGUGCUGAAGCAGCACAUUCAGUAUGAGUUCGAGCCGUGCGACAACGACCCGAUAGAUAGCGUGACCAUCGAGCACGAGUCGGUGGCCCAGACGUUGGGCCAGGAAGCACGCCGCUGGGCUACCCGUGUGCUGCGCGAGACUUCCCUGGUCCGUGACGCUACCCGCAAAAUGAACGUCUAUCAAGCAAUGCGCGAUGCCGGACAAAAGGUGGACCCGAAUGAUCCUAAUGGUCCAGAGUUGGAUGUCCGCUUGGAUGAGUUGCGGGCUACUAUCCGUCGGUCCGAGAUUUCUAAGGCCAAGUAUGAGUCGCGCUUGGAGUGUCUCCGUGUGAGCGGGGCACCCGUGGACGACUGGUUGAAGGAAGUGGAUCUGCUGGCUGUGCAAGAACCAUUGCAGCGCAGCAGCAGCCUGCUCAGCGUCCGCACUGAUGUAUCCGGCGCAGCUGAUCAGCCGAGCUCUGAUUCGUUCUACGACAGUGAUAACACCGAGGGAGAAGGCACUUCGGCCUCGGCUUCAGCUUCGGCCUCAGCCGCCGUCGCUUCCAGCAGCCACCAGCGCACCACCUCUGGCUCCCAGAACGAUGAUGAACAUGAUGAGGAUGUUGACGCUAUGCUGGAGGAGGAUCGCAUGCGCAUCGAGCAACUGACAGUUGGUUGGGAUGAUCCGACCCAAGUUAACUGGGACGAAGGCGAGCCUGCCGCCGAGGCCGUCGAAGCCCCCGCAGCUCCAUUGUACAAGUGCACCGCUUUAUAUAGUUAUUCGGCUCAAAACCCCGAUGAGCUGUCGAUCAUUGAGAGCGAGCAAUUGGAAGUCGUUGGCGAAGGAGACGGCGAUGGAUGGCUCCGUGCCAGAAACUACCGCGGCGAGGAAGGCUAUGUGCCCCACAACUAUCUGGAUGUCGACCGCGAGCAGCCAUGCACCAGCUCCGGUGCACCGGGUCUGGUCUCCCAGAUAUCUUUCUCCUCGGUCGAUUACACGGUCGAAGGUGAAGAUGCUGACGUGGUACAGUCUCCCGAUCAGAUCUCAGUGAUCUCGGCUCCCGCUGCCAAGGCCGAAGAGCCCAAAGCCGAGGAACAACCUCAACAAGAGUCUUUCGUGGCUGAAUGGCCAACUGCCGAGACCUCUCAGGCGUCCGCAGCACCCGCAGCGGCCCCAACGUCUGCCGCACCAAAACCUGAUCAGCCAACUCUUGGCUACUGCUUCGCCAUGUACGACUACGACGCUGAAUGUCCUGAUGAAUUGAACCUCGAGGAAGGACAGAUUAUCCGCAUUCUGUCCCGCGAAGCUCACGGCGUCGAUGAUGGCUGGUGGCGCGGAGAAGCCAACGGAGUGGUGGGCAACUUCCCAUCUCUGAUCGUGGAGGAGUGCGAUGAGAACGGCGAGCCCCUGAGUGGUGGCGAAGAAUGGCCACCGCUGACCACGGCUCCACCGGUGUUCGCUUCACCGCCGCACACGCCACCCGAAGCUGCCGGCGCCCAGGACCAGGUGGAGAUUGACAACAACAAUACUAAAGGUGCUGCGCCCCCCGAUGCCCCACCGCCACCGCCGCCCCCAGAUCUUGGGGACUCCAUGGAUAGCCAGCCCGACUUCAGCUUUAAUCUUGAGCUUAGCAGGAACCAGCAGGAGCACUACGGCACUCAAUUCGCCGCCCCAUCCGUUACUAUCGUCGUCGACGAAGUGGUCGGUGAAUGCUGGGAAGAGAACAUCCCGGAGCCGGUGCAGGCGGUGCAGACUGAGCAGACCGCGGAGGACUGCGGGCUGGGAGUGGCGCAGAUCGUCAUCACAGCAGCCACGCCCAUGGUGGAGGAGCCCGACCAACCAUUCCCUCCGCCAGAACCUGAAGCCGAAACGGAAGCCAACGGUGAAGCCGAAGUCAACUCGGAGACGCUGCCGGAGCCCGAGCGCGAGGAGAACGAGGACGACGAGUCAUCCCUGUCCGAGCAGACCGCAGUCUGCCUGCGGGACUCGGACGACGGGCCGGCUGACUCGGCCCCGCACCCGCACUCCAGCUCGACGGCCUCCGAGGGCGAGUCCGGCGGCGCGUCCGUCGCGUCAGGCCCGCCCACCGCGCCGCAGUCGCCGCCCGCGGCCCCGCGCGGCGGCCGCGCCAGCAUCCCCGACGAGCUCGAGCCCGCGCAGCUGGCCCGGCUCACCGACCUCAAGGAAUCCAAUGCUUAAGGCCUAAGUCGACACCGACAGACAUCCUCUUUACGAUGUCGACCAACCACUGAUCGUUAUCGAUCUUCUACAUUAGACCGUUUCUCUGCUAUCAGUUUUUAGCGAUGUAUCCUCGCAUAAGCGAGAGGUUGAAAUGCAGUAUUAUACCCUACCUACUAUCCUAUCUACAAAUUGUUCUACGAAAUAUUUUUAUGUGUGUAUUCACACUAUAUUCGUUUUCACUGGUGUCGCUGAUGUUACCCCUGCGAACAAUCCCAAGUAGUCAGAAUUACUAAAAUAUAAUAAAGUAGAUCUAAAUGUUUAUUUACCUAGUAAAAUGACUAUGGUACUAGAUGUUUACUUAGCCAAUGUUUAUUGAUGUUAGAAUAUCUGGAUAUAUAAACAUUUUUGAUGAAUAUGUAAUAUUUAUAAGAGUUUAUAAAGGAAUAUUGGGAAAUCAAAAUUAACGAUAAAAUUGUCGGUGAUCUGUUGAGUGUAGAGGAACGGUCGGGACAUGUAGAUUGUACUGUAUAUAGCUAAUAUACUUAUUACUAGUUAAUAAGUACAAGAGCACGUUCUAGUACCUGCGAAUAGAGGGUAUGUUAGAGGCGUAUGUUAGAGUGACGCGACGUGUUGACGUGUCGACAGAGGUCUAUCACGACUUACAACACCAGCCGGGAGGAACUACAGCGGCACUCCUUGUAAUGUAACGCGAGGCCCGCGAGUCUCAGACCAAGACCCACUCGAGUUCCUCGGCUAGCGAUCAACACGCGAGUAUAGCGAUGUAACUAAGCUCCGUCGCCAGAUAUUGACGCAGCGCACCGAACAACGACGUGCGAGCAACCUGCGCUCGCGUCAAUAUUCCGCGGCGGACGGUAGGAUUAGGAAGAUACAGGGUGUUACUAGCUUCUCUUCGUUGACUUCCCUGCGACACCCUGAGCCGCGAGGCUAGGGUAACAACAUCAAUCGCCCGCUGCGUACCAUCGGCAGCGGCGAAUGUGGAGCGCAAACCCAUCCUCAUACUUAUACAGUCGUGAUGAGACAAUAUACUUGUUAUUUUUUGGUCACUCGGUACAUGACUUGGUAGACAACUACCUACGACACUGGUCUAUGUGGCACAAACAUCUGGAGUUAGUGCAGUCGAGACGGCCUCGCAGUUUUUCUACUCUUUAUCACGAAUAUAUCACUAUUUAUAAUUAUUAAUUCACUAAUACUCUGUAGUUGAUUAUGAAAUAGUUUAAAAAUUAAGUUUAUCUUGUUACAUUUGUGAUAAUUGUCUCAUCGUGUCGAUGCUUCAUCGUUUAAUUAUUUACAUCCUCGCAGCCACAUCAAAUGCAUUUCAUGUUUCUUAAGCCAAAUAAUUUCUGCUUGUUACUACUUCAACAACUACAUGUUCCUUUUGGGGUUGAUACAUAAUGGAAACGUAUUAUAAUGUAAUAGCUUGUUAGCGCAGACACACUGCGUCUGGUCACCGUGAAACGAAAGAUUUUGGCUUUAGGAAAUUGGAAUAAAUAUUAUCAAUAUAGUCGUCUAUUACAUUUUCAAUGUACUACGUAGAUGUUUAACAUAAUUCUGUUAAAGAUUUCACAUAAUAAAUUAAAUAAAUUAAUCGACUUAUGUAGAUGAAUGUUAACCAAGUAGCUGUUAGCUGUUUAACGAUGUGAUUCAUGUGUUGUGUUAUUAUACCAUUGUUCUAUAUUAUUGUUAGUUACAUUUUAUUGAGACCCGUAAAAACAUUGAACGUUCAUUGGACUAUGUCGUUUUCAAUUGCGCCUAUCAGCCUCGUUUCGAGACAGUCGUGAGUCACUUGUGCAGGAGAUUAUAAUAUGUGUUUUUACGGGUUGAUCCACGUUUCAGGACAUAAAGUUGUUUAAUAAAUAUUCUGGGAGGUAUGUAGCACUCUGUGUAGUAUAGCCACUGUAUUAAAUGAUGCACAGACUAAUGUUGACUGUACUGCAAACAUAAUGGUUUGUGGUAACUAUGAUUACUACACUAUAUCUAUUACAAUAUUAAAUGUUGCUUUUUCUUUAGACAACUGACUUGAAUAGACACGUUUUUCUGCUGGGAUUAUAUGAAUUAUAUUCUGCUUUCGAUCAAUGUUUCAUUUUGCGUUGGUACACCAAACGGUUCUCCUACCCUUAUUAAAUACAGUUUGUGAACACAUAAGUGAACCUGGGUCGUCGAACCUGUACAUAGAACGUGGAAUGUAUCAGAAUGUAAGUAUAUAUUAAGAGUUAUAUACAAAAAAAAAAACAAAAACAGUAUCAACUAACUCUGAGACUGAACAAUUUAUCGAAAUAGUACUGAAUACUGAAUACAAGUUAAAAUGGUUACCUACUCGAAAUCUAAGACUAAUAGGCCUAUAUAACUAAACGAGAUAUAUCCAAUAUACCGAAAUGUGAUCUCGUACUCGAGAUAUGUACUCAUAGAGACACCGAAAUAUAUACCAUAUACCACGCCGUAUAAAAUCCUUUUUUAAGUAAUACAGUUACUAUAUAUAAAACGUAAGACCUUACCUAAGAGUCAACUACACAUAACACACAAAUAAAUACAUAUAAAUAAAAACUAAGAACUAAAAGUUUCAGAAAUAUAUGAAAGAGACAGAAUAAAAUAUAUGAUACUGAUAUUAUGUAGGUACGUAUAAGUAAGUACGGCAUGCAACUGUAUACCAGUUGAUAUAACUAAGUACAUAUAAAACGCAUGAGGCUAUAUAUGUGCAUACAUUGAUUGUAUAAUACAUUUUUGUAUGUAAAGCCCACCACCUAAGGACGCACGCGCAUUGGAUAAGACAACUUGAAAGGUUACAGAAUACCCAAGACCAUAGCUAUCUUUACCCAGCUUGUAUUGUAUUUUAUAUAAAAAACUAAACUGACAUAAUACUGAACGGGUGCUAUCAACCCGUGCACCUCAUAUAAAACAAUUUCACAUAAUCUCAGCAUUGAAACGUAGAACUAGUAUUAUAGCAACAACUGUAUCUAUUCAAAUAUUUAUACCUACUGUUUAAAGACUAUUGUUACUAAUUACCUGGUUGUAGUUGAAGAUAGGUACCGUGUGUAAUAUUCUCAAUAAACCUACUAACAAAAGAUCAAACAAUUAUUCUAUAAUCAUAAACACACACUUUGGUGACAGAUACUAAUGUAAUGAAGUAAUUCAUUAACUAAAAUCACGGUUUACCCACGUAAAUUAUAUAGUCGCCGCGUCUGCGCACGCUGCUCAUGAUGAAGAGUCCCUCUAUGUCUCGAAACUAGUAGAGCUUGUCUCCAUUUAUUUACGUGAGUAAACCGUAAUUUUAGUAAAUUUAGUAUGUCUCAGGAUAGUCAUUAUAAAGAAAUAAUUCAUACUUCAAUGUACAAUUGACAAAAGUUAGGCGAAUUAGGUCAAGUUACCACUGUUUAUCAAUUUUUGAACCCAAAAUACUACAACAUUGUACUGCAUAAGUAUUUUUAUUCAAUACCAACAAUAAACAGCGUCAUGUAAAUACCUAAGAAAAAUGUUGACCAAAAUUUUUGUCGCUUGUACUUCAAGCUACAUUCUAAAAGUACCACACCUUGUUUAAAAAAAAUAUUGUUUUUUUCUAUAAUAUUAAUAAUACUUUGUAAGAUAUGUUCUAUUGUGUUCAAAUAACUGUCUAAUUAACUCAAAUUUCUCUGAAAUAUGCCUUGUUGAUGUAGAAUGUUGCAGCCAGCACCACACUGCCGUAAAAAAACCAAGUGUUUUUUAAAUUUUAAUAGUAAUAGUAAUAGAAUAUUGUAGUGGUAAGUUAGAGUGUCUUCGUAUAAAAUACUAGGGAGCGUGUUUUCCAAAAAUAUCCCUUAAUACUACAACAAUAAGGUCACUAGUCAAAAUCUUAGAUUACAAAAAUUACCAAUUCUUCUCUCUUUUAGUACUUGUAUUAGAGUAGCGCUCGAUAAGUGCCUUCUACGAAGACGCUCUAAGUAAAAGCCUUUAGUAGUCUACUAGAGAAAUAAAGGCGAAAAAUUUCCAAAUUAAAAACGUAGAAUUUUUAAUUUGAACCUUAUUUUGAUAGAGUUAUGACUUUCAUUCUACUGUCGACUGUUAAGUUGGUUUUUUUAUGAUUUUGGUUGUCUUCUUACUGGUCUGCGGCGGUAAAUCUCGGGACGUGUGGAAUUUCGGCCGGUUUGCAGUUGAGUUAUUGUAUGUCCUGCGACGGGGAGGUCGGAAUUAGGCACAGCUCGAGUUUUAGCAUCCGUGCGCUGCAUCGGUUUGCGGACAGCUCUUAAUUGUGCAACGUCUAGUAUUGCAACAAUGGCAUCUAAAUUGUACUCUAACAUAAUUUUCGUACUUCGUGGUACUUUUAGAGGUUACUGUAUUUUGUUUGUACAAAAUUACACACGGUACGGAGUGUAAGUAAGGAAAUGUAAAGGUGUAUAGUUAAUUAGCGACCACCAUAAGGUCGCAGGUUCGAUGUACGGUUGCUUUAAUGUUUCCCCAAUGCCUUUUCGACCUGCAAUAAACUUUCUAAAAUUGAA